Ictalurus punctatus (channel catfish) is the source of this 8779-nucleotide messenger RNA. RefSeq names its product Rho guanine nucleotide exchange factor (GEF) 25a (gene arhgef25a). Gene Ontology annotation, cellular component: cytoplasm; plasma membrane. Bases 1026 to 3116 code for a protein of 696 amino acids. Gene Ontology annotation, biological process: axon guidance. The transcript has 16 exons. Lineage: Eukaryota; Metazoa; Chordata; Actinopteri; Siluriformes; Ictaluridae. The record is from RefSeq and is a predicted model, not a curated record. Gene Ontology annotation, molecular function: guanyl-nucleotide exchange factor activity.
CAUAUUGCCUAUCCCUAUUAUGUACAAUACAAUAUAUACACUGCCAAACACUUUUGUUUGCUCAUUUGCACAUAAGUCCAAAGUUGGAUUUAAAUAUCCCCAACCCAAUGGACGUCCCUUUCUUCAAUCAGUACUUUAAGAAGUCUAUUAACAGUCGUAAUUAGUUAUAAACUAGCCACAAGUGUGUGUUGUAUUGUCCUUCUGUUGCGAUCAGCUCAUUUCUGUGUAUACAGUAACACAAACCCCCCACUAGCUCUUAAGAUUCAGCCUGGCUAUGAGAACGACAGCUCUUGUCUUGCACUGCAGAUAUAAUUAUAUCGUUAAACACAUGUGCAGCUAUUUUUGACACAUGUUUAUAUUUGGUUCUGACUUCGAAAGGUGUUAGGUUUCCGACUGACUGGAUGUCUGGAAGCAGUGAAUAAGGAAUUUGCCAAGUGACAUACUCAAAGGCUAAAUGAUACAAUGUGGAUAAAAAAAAAUGCAUCAGGAAGUGAGACCCUAAAAGAAAACACAAGCUGUAAAGAGAGGGGGAGAGCAAAAAAAAAAAGAAAAAAAGAAAAAAGAAGAGAGGAGUGGGAGCUGUACUGUGGACUAGCCAGUGACUGGAGUUGCUGAGUGAAGCUCCACCUCCUCCCCCCUCCCGUCUUGUGUCUCUCUGUUUCUACCUCGUGCUCUCAGCCAGUGGUGCUGUCUGAUCAUUUGACCAGGCGCUGAGCAGAAGAGCACAGAGGGACGAUUGCUGCACAUGGAGGGGAGAGAGAAACAGAAAGAGAGCUGAGCUUUUCGCCUAAUCUUGACUCUUUCACUUAUAAACUGUGACUACUUAAACUUAAACCUAAACCUAAACCUGGUUUCUGGACUGAUUUUUUUUUAAUCCCCCCUCAUUGUUAUCUGCCAAGGUUCUUCGGUUACCUCUUUGGGAUUAACUCUCCAGGGCAGGAGUGCGUGUAUCUGGGGGAGAGAGCGCGGGUGCCAUGGGUCAUGCUGGUUCCUGGUAGACCGGCUGCCUCUGAUUGGGAUACAACAUGAAGGGCGCCCAUCAUCACCGGGGCUGCGCCUGCCAACACUUGUUCCGAAAAGUCCUGGCAAAGUGCGGCUGCUGUUAUGCCAGGGUCAGAGAUUCGUACUCUGCAGCGGGUAGUGAGGGCAGUAUCUCCACGUCGGUGGCCUCUUUACCUCCCCAGGCAUCAGGCAGCUCUGCCCCAAACUCGCCUGGCUCACGUCGCUCUGUCAGUACACUGAAGAAGUGGCUGACCAACCCGGUGCGAAAGUUGAGCGUCGGGUCAGUCGGAGGGAUCAAGGGGGAGAGAGCGACGCGCAAAGUGGAGGGCAAAGGCCCUCCUCCACCUAGCAGGAGCAACCCUGAGCUGGGCAAUAGCAGGGCACCGGAGGACCGUGUCACCAUCUUCACCAACACAGACAAAGACCUGGAAUGGAGGGAUGGUCUGUCUGCCUCUGAAGAUGUCUCAGAAAGCCCACAAUCCCACAGGCACCAGUGUGAUUUUCUUCAGGGGUCCACCUCAAUGGACCCAACUCAGAAUCCCCAACCCAGUAACCUGCAGCUAGAAGGCAAUGGCUCUGUGCUGAUGGAUGACACUUCCAGCCAAUCAUCAGUCACUGUGGACAGUGAAGAGGAACGGAGGAGUGCAUUAGAGAAAAGCAUGUAUGUCCUCGAAGAGUUGAUUGAGACUGAGAAACUGUAUGUAGCUGACCUAGGACUCAUAGUAGACGGCUACAUGGCCACUAUAAACACUAAAGGCGUACCAGAAGACAUGAAGGGUAAAGAUAAAAUAGUGUUUGGCAACAUACACCAGAUCUACGACUGGCAUAAAGAUUAUUUCAUGGGUGAGCUGGAGAAAUGUGUGGAAGAGCCUGAGAGACUGGCACAGCUCUUCAUCAAACAUGAAAGGCGUCUUCACAUGUAUGUGGUAUACUGCCAGAACAAACCCAAGUCAGAGCACAUCGUGUCAGAAUACAUCGACACCUAUUUUGAAGAGCUUAAACAGCAGCUUGGUCACAGGUUACAGUUGAACGAUCUCCUUAUCAAACCUGUGCAGAGAAUCAUGAAAUACCAGCUGCUAUUGAAGGAUUUCCUGAAGUAUUACACCAAGGCUGGAAUGGACACAGAGGAUUUGGAGAAAGCAGUGGAGGUGAUGUGCUUUGUUCCUAAGCGCUGUAAUGACAUGAUGAACGUAGGACGGCUGCAGGGAUUUGAGGGGAAAAUCACAGCGCAAGGAAAGCUGCUUCAACAAGACACUUUUACUGUCACAGAACAGGACAGUAGCUUACUGUCCAGGCCUAAGGAGAGGCGAGUCUUCUUGUUCGAGCAGAUCGUCAUUUUUAGUGAGCCGAUUGAUCGGAAGAAAGGAUUCUCAAUUCCUGGAUACAUAUUUAAGAACAGCAUCAAGAUGAGUUGCCUGGGUGUGGAGGCGUGUGUAGACGGUGACCCGACCCGCUUUGCGCUGACAUCCCGUGGUGCUGACGGCAACACUGUGCGAUUCGUUCUGCAAUCUUCCUCAGUGGACAUCAGCAGGUCCUGGGUGAGCGACGUGAACCAGAUCUUGGAGACACAACGCAAUUUCCUCAACGCCCUGCAGUCACCCAUCGAGUACCAGCGAAGGGAGAGUAAGAGUAACAGUCUGGGUCGCACCAUGAGACCUCCAGUGUGUGCAACAUCUGGGCUGAGGCCUCACUCUUCAGCCUCCAUGGACAGACAGAGAGCACCCUGCCUGCGUGCCUACAACACGUCCCUACCCUCCCUCUACCUAUCCAGCCCGGGGCCUGGUGAUGCAUCCGCACAGCUAGAGUUAACACAGCGAUGCAAGCUGGAGUCCCGGCUGGAGGCCGAAACAGUUUCCCCAACCCAAGUUCAGCUGGCGUUCACUGAGGAGCCCUGUUUCUCGCAUGCUGUCCACUCCUGCCAGACAGUGUCCAACGGCGUCUAUCCCGCCAACACACAAGGCUCAAAGGUGCACAUUCACAUAUGUUCACAACAUGGCUGUAAGACAAGGGUGACCAAUCAUAUCCACAAAAGGGCUGACGUGGCUGCAGAUUUCCAUUCCAACCAAACAGGAGCCACACCUGAUUAUUCUUCCAGUUUACUCAGUUCAUCUUGACCUGUUUGCUCGGAUUGGAACCAGCAGUCACACUGGAUAUUCACAGCGAGGUCUGGACAUGUCCUGUCUGAAAAGAAGCUUCAGCACUCCCCCUUCUGGAAGCCAGAGGAAGCACAACAGGAUGGGUUUUUAGAGAUCUUUAGAUCUUAUUUUAUUAAAUGUUUAAUUUAAAUGUAAUAACAUUAUAAUAUCUAUAUAGCACCUCAUGACUUUCAAUUUCAUCAAAUUUAAAGCUCUCCAAUUUAUGGAAAUUUUGAUUGGUGAGAAGGUGUUGAUUCAUUUUCUAUAACAGCAGCUCUGAUUGUAGUAAUGAUCUCAAGGUUUAUAUUAAUGCCCUCGCUCUAAUCUGUAAUCAUUUCUAUAAUAACAGCUUACAGGGACUUGUAUGGCAGUCACUCCAUGUAAACAGAUUUUUACAAAUUUAUGAAAUCUUUGGUGAAGCUUUUUUUGGAAGGAGUCUCCAGUGUUAAAGUCAAGAAGACAGCAAGAAGAAAUUUAGAAGGAGAACGGGAAGGGAGAUCCUUAUCGUCAGCCUGAUUGUUCUCGUCCCAUACUGUUGCUGGAGUUAAAUGGUGUUUUGAUGGCGAGUGGUGAAUAAUGAAAACAUGCUUCGUGAUGAAUUAACUUUUUGGGAACGCUCCAUUCUGGAAGGAAUAUGUGGUAAUUUAGUUUCUCUCUGUUUAUGUGAAACAACCAGUACUUUCCCUUAUUUUCUUUGGUAACUUCUGUGGGGACUAAAACAGUCAGUCACAGGCACUUACCAUAGAAAAUAACUGACAUCAACUUCAUGCACUUUUCUGGUGCUGCUGUAUGUUGAAAGGAGUUUCGAGGAUUUUUCUUCCUUUGAGAACCGCAGCAGUAGUGGUGAGGAAAAUUGAUUCAUAGUCAUCAGUGUGUCUAAUCAAAACUACAAAUGCUGGUUUGUAAUGAGAGGCAGCAGGAAGAGCAUGGGUGUGUCUGGACGUAUAUAUGUACUGAGAAGCAGAACAAAGCUACAUUUUGGAUCGGUAUUGCAGAUAUCCCUUUAUUCUCACAUUUCAGUACUGUUUUCUUGAAACUCUGCGUAGUGCUGUGAUUCACUGACUCAUUCACAGAGACUUAGUCUCAGUUAUAGCCCUAAUAAAGGAACAGCUCUGUCAGCCAAAGCUCCAAAUAUAACAUGCUUAGGCCUUAGCUGCAAAUUGCUCUGCUAUGUUUGGCACAGGUGUUGAGCCUUUUUAAUCCCAGAUGUUAUUAAUAAAGGUCUUUUGGAAAUGCUGUAGGAAUGUUUCUGAAGCAGAAGUGAAGAAGCCGUUUGGUGUAAUAGAUAUUUUCCCUUUCAAAUCCAGCAGGCAGGAGAGAGCGGUUCCAGAGCACCACUGUGGGAGGCGGGACCGUCAGCUCCUGGCCCCUCCUCCAGCCUGCAGCACUCCAAUCACCUGGCCCAGCUGGAUGAAGAUGAACUUUGAGCUGCCCUUGAACUCUGACCCUGGCUGCCUUCGGAGCCUGUCACAUACAACCUGGAUGCGUCCACUAUAUGACCAGGACGAUUUAAUCUUGUCCUGUCCUUUACUCGCACUCUGACGUGAAUGACCAAGUGACGUUUUUAUUUCGGCUUUCUUUCUUCCUCCUUGCUUUCUGUUGAAAAAUUAAAUAACCAUUCCUGCAUCGGGAGGUCACUGGAGCUGAAUGAACUUUUCAUGUGUGUGAAUGAGCGUGUAAGAGUGUGUAGGUGUGAAUGGGCAGUAGAAACCGCUUCAGUGUUGUAAAAACAUGUCGAGUAUUUUCCCUCAACAAUGUGCUCUGCAGUUCAGGAUACUAAUGGCUAGCAUUACAGAGCCUACAUGGGGCUCUAGGCCUGUUUACAAAGGCACUGUUUUUUAUUUCCGGGCCUGCUGGGAUAUAUAAAUUCUCCAGAAGGAGCCAAUUAGAAACAGACUGAUAAUGCAGUAUAUAUAUUUGUAUAUACCGUACAUUAAAGAGCGACUCUGUGCAUGAAGACGCAUAGGCUUUAGUGCCUCUUCACUGAAUAUGGACAUGUCCAGUGCUGUGUUUCUGAAUUCUGUUUGAACGCACAGUGCUGUUUGAUCUGAGUGUGAGGAGAGCAUAUACAGUGCUCCCCUAGAGACCCUCAGCUGCCAUGAUGUAAGGCUAGAGGUCACACACUCCUCCAUGCAGCUGCACAGCUGCAGCUACUGGUCAACACAUCAAGCCAUGGACAGUUGGUGAAAAAUGCGACUGUUUCAGCAUGCAUCUGUUACAUUUUGGCAGAGAAGCAUGCAUGCACUCAGUGUGCUCUAGGAUUUAACAGACUUUUUCGAAAGGAAAAUGCUGUUUAUUAUAACAAUAGACAACAGAGCGAGAAGCCUUACAGUAUGACAAUCUUUAUGUGUAAUUGCUGAAUCCUGUUUAAGCGGCUCCCAUCACAAUGCUUGACUCCAAGCUUACUGUUUACUCCCUGAAUAAAUGAGAGAGAAUCAAAGACAGCAUAUCAGAAACACGAUGAGAAUCAGAUGCUUUAAAGAAAAGCUCCUUUGAAGGUGCAUCACUAAGUGCCAAAAGGAGUUACUAAAGCCCUUAAACUUAAUGACUGCAAACAAAAUCGUUCCCGUUUUUAAGGAAAUCAGAUUGUCCUUUGUACCUGUAAAAAGUGCAUUCAUUUGCAUGUUAUAAAAUGCUCACACUGCCAAAAUACAGUCCCUCCGAAAGCUUUGGAACAGCAAGGCCAAUUUGAUUGUUUUUACUAUACAUUGAAGACAUUUAGGCUUAGGAUUAUGAGACGGCAGAUCAGAAUUUCAGCUUUCAUUUCUUCAUAUUUACAUCUAGAUGUGUUAAACAACUUUGAACAUAUAAUGAUAAUGAGACUUUAUUGGUCACAGCACAGUAAAAUUCAAUGAAUAUGGAAUCUGACCCCAACUUCCUAGCAUGCUGGGUUAGGGUCAGCCAUGAUACGGCACCCCUGGAGCAGAAAGGGUUAAAGGCCUUGCUCAAGGGCCCAAUAGUGGCAGCUUGGCAGUGCCAUGGCUUGAACCCUCGACCUUCCGAUCAGAAACCCAGAGCCUUAACGGCCCACAUGGCACCUUUUGUUUGAACCAUCCCAUUUUUUCAAGUGAUCAAAAAUACUGGAACAUAUGGCUGAUGGGUGUUUUUGUUUCUUCCAAGGUGUGCCCUGUUAAAUUGACUGUUUAAAGAAUUAAUAGCUCUGAGUGGCUGUUCUUGAUUUGAGCCCUAGAUUUUUCCUGUAGAGACUGUGUUUGUUGUUAAAAAGGAUAAACCAACAUGAAGACCAGAGAGCUGUCUAUGGGAGAAAAGCAAGCCAUUUUGAAGCUGAGAAAAGAGGGAAAAUCUAUCAGAGCCAUUGCAAAAGCAUUGGCCAUAGCCAAUACAACAAUUUGGAAUGUCCUGAAAAAGAAACCACCCACUGGUGGACUAACAACCACACAUGGAACAGGCUGGCCAAAGAAAACAACAGUAACAGAUAACAAAAUCAUUGUGAGAGCUUUGAAGAAAAACCCAAAAACAACAGUUAGUGACAUUGCCAAUAACCUUCACGGUACAAAGGAUAAGGUAUCACAAUCCACCACUCGAAGAACUCUUCUAGAGCAGAAAUAUAGAGUCCAUACCACAAGAUGCAAACCACUCAUGAGCAGUAAGACUCAGAAGGCCAGAUUGGAAUUUGCAAAGAAAUAUAGAGAUGAGCUACAAAGAUCUGAAACCAAGAAUAACCUCUAUGAAAGUGAUGGAAAGGCCAAAGUGUGGAGAAAGAAAGGAUCUUCUCAUGAUCCAAAACAUAGAGGCUCACCUGUGAAAGAUGUGGUGGUAGUGUCAUGGCUUGGGCUUGCAUGGCUGCUUCUAGAACAGACUCGCUAAUGUUCAUUGAUGAUGGAACUCAUGAUGGUAGCAGCAGAAUAAAUUUAGAAGUCCACAGAAACAAUCUGCCUUCCAAUUUACAGAGAAAUGCAUCCAAUCUAAUUGGGAGGAACUUCAUCAGCAAGACAAUGAUCCAAAAAGCACUGUCAACACAACUAAGGACUUCAUCAGGGGGAAAAAGUGGAAGGUUAUAGACUUGCCAAGUCAAUCACCAGAGCUUAACCCAAUUAAGCAGCAUUAUAUCUCCUGAAGAGGAGACUGAACCCCCUUGAAACAAACAACAACUGAAAGUAGCUGCAGUAAAAGGCUGGAAAAGCAUCACAAAUGAAAAAUGCAACAGUUUGGUGAUGUCAGUUGGUCACCGGCUUGAUAUAGUUAAUGUAAGCAAGUCAUAUGCAACCAAAUAUUAAGUGUUAUUUACCUUAAUUUACUUUUGGGUGGUCUGCCACCAAAGGUGCCAUGCAUUAAGCUGUUUAACACAUUUAGAUGCAAAUAUGAGGAAAUUAAAGCUGAAAUUCUGAUAUAUCAUCUCAUAUUCAUCUUUGAUCUCAAACCCAAAUGUCUUCAAUACAACAACAGAAUUGGCCUUGCUGUUCCAAUACUUUUGGAGAGGACUGUAUCUUCAUGAGUGAAAACCUCUUGAAUAUAAGUGAACUGAUCUAAUAUUUCCCACUAUUAGAUUAUUUGAAAAUGAGUAUGAUAUUAUUAAACUUAUUUCCCUUUAAACAAUAUGAAAUGUGAAAUUCUCUUGCUCCUUUGGCAGAAAUAAAAUAAGAAAGAAAAAUGCUAAUUAAAUAUUAUAUAAAUGAAUUUAUAUUCAGAAUUUUACUUACCAAUAUAUUUUUUUCUUUCUUGCAGUGCACUCUGUGAAUUUCUUUCUUUUUUUUUUUUUUUAUUCUGACAGAAUACACUUUAGCAUCCAGCAAGCACACAGGUGAACCAGUAGAGGCCACCAGUAAGCUUCUGAAAACACACAAAGGAUAGCAUUUGCAAACCACCUGCUUUACUGAACUAUGCACCUUUUGAUUAAUUUGAGUCACCUCUGUUUUAUGCAGAGUGGCAUCCAGAAAAAAAAUGUGCCGGCUCAAAUCUACACUGCAGUAGGAGAAAUAAUAUGAAAUCCAUGUGACAGUAUGAAUGAAUUAAUUAAAUUUUACUUUAUUACUAUUGGGUUUUUUUUUUUUACCUUGAUAUAUUACCUACACACCUAUUUGUUGUUCACUUGCAUAUAAUAACCAAACCAAAUAAUUUACAACCCAGUUUAAUUGCUAAUAACCCAUGCCCAAUUAACCAAACCGCCUGUGACUUGCUGCACUUUACACAUUAGGUAUGAAAAUUGGAUAAAAUUGAAUAAAAUUUUUUUGUUUAUGCUUGUGAAUUGAUUUGCUCUGUUUUCUUAAAAAAUGUCAAUCUGAAAGAAAUGAUUCGAUGAUCCAUGUAGGAUUGAGGUACCCAUAAAAUCAUCGUAACUUUUACAGAAUGUCUUUUUGAUAUUACGUAUGCUUUAGGAAGACUUGGCCAUAAUGCAGUGUUGCACCAAAUGCCAGAUAUUUUCAUUCUGGCACAUUUGAAAGGCUAAUCCUCAAGUACUGUUACAAGUGAAUGUCCACAUCCUCUUGUCUCUUGUCUAGAUAAUAUAGCCCUGUAUUGAGAACGGCCUCUCCUCUGUUGCCUUUGCACAAAUCUAGACUUUUGCAUGCUUUGUUGCAGAUGUUUUAGCAAGUGAAAACAGAAAAGACAGACUAGAUAGACUAAAUGUCUAUGUGACAGAUCUUGUUGUUGUAUCAUAUGAAAUAAACUGUCUUUUUGGAAAA